Molecule: messenger RNA, 1780 nt
Organism: Coccomyxa subellipsoidea C-169
Lineage: Eukaryota; Viridiplantae; Chlorophyta; Trebouxiophyceae; Coccomyxaceae
Exons: 8
Coding region: 306-1694 (462 amino acids)
Source: RefSeq, a predicted model, not a curated record
CACCUCAGUCCUUCAUGGCCCGACCAAAACCAUGAACUAAACUCGAUUGAGCGGGUAAAAAGAAAAUUGCCCUGAUGUGGUCAGAAAUGGGCGUGUCCAACACAUUCACCUGUGAAAGUCAGAAGAUAGAGGCACCCAUGAUGUCAAGAUGCUGGGCCAAUGCUCUCUAAGCUGAUCGGUACAGAGAUUAGACUUGCACAAGACGUAUUGCCGCAAUUUCUUAACGGGAUGAGCGACUAAAUUUCAUUGAAACGGGUGCAAGCAGUCCAAUAAUCAUGCAGGCCCGCAGAUUUUCAUGAGCCAGCAUGAAUGGCCGAGCGAGCAGGUUGGAAAGGCAGGCCUCAGCACGCCUGCAUGGAGGCAUCUCCUGGAGCAAGCUGCUGAUUGCUGCAGCUGUCCUUACUGCCGUCUGCAUCAUCUUCCUGAACUCCAACCGCAUCCCUCACCUGGAUCUGAAUGGGGGUUCGAGAAUGCGGCUUCGUGUGAAGCAGGGUUUGUCCUACACAGAAACCCUGCCGGGGGCGGAACAAAAUCCUGAAAAUCCCUGGUACCCAUCCACAGAUUACUUCCCCGUUGCCAGCUCAGCUGACAGCCGCGCGGAAGCUUCCUCCCAGGAAGCUCUCUCCGGGGAAGCUGCCGGGAACGCCCGCAACUACGAGCUGUGGCAGCAACGGGACGACUUCCUUCCCUCGACAGAAGUUGACAGCGCGCAGGAGGGAACACAGCUGCAGACAGGCCAAGUAGUGAAAGCUGACAUGGCGAUGACUGCUGCUGACUGGGCGCAGCAGCGGCAGCUGGAGAAGAUGAGCAGUGACUCCAACAGCUUUAGGGGGGUUGACACCUCUGCGCAGCAGGAGCCCAUCGGCCAGAUUGGCAUGCAGGAUCCAAACAGCUUUGGUAAGAGUGCUAGCAUCACCGACAAAAAGACUGGAGGAGAUCUGGCAGACGGCGCCACAGAUGACCAACUUACAGGGGAUCGGCGGCAGGGGGGUGAGGCAGAGGGGAUUGCGGCGAGUGGAGAGGGUUUAGAGGGGGAGCAGGGGUCUGGGGAGCAGGGUUCAGGGGAGGGAAGCGAAGAGGAGAAGGACACGUGGAUGGUGAAGAUCUACAAGGAGAUGGAGCAGAAGAGCAAGGAGGAGGUCAAAGACCCCGCGUUAGAGAACGGCUCGCGGAUAUUCGAAUUGGACGAAUCAGACCCGGUCGUGCAGCGCCUGAUGGGGCUGGUGAGACAGCUGGACCCUUCAAUAGCAGAGAGUGGCAACGAUGAGCGGCACCCAGGCUCUGGUCAGCAUACAGGGGCCUCUCAGCUGCGGCUGGUGGGUCUAUACAAGGAUGCUGGAAAGGCAGAGCCGCACAGGAAUGCCAAGCUGGACACUUGGAAGGAGGACUUGGCUGCUAAGACGGAGAGGCUGGAAGAGGCUAAGAAGGAAGAGCGGGCUCGGCUGCAACAGGAGCAAGCAGCGCUGUACCCUGACAUCCCUGUGGUCACUGGUGUCUUGGAUCAGCCCAACUCCGCAGCUGACAUCGACAAGGAGGGGGAAAACCGGCCGGCAAGGUUGGAUGAUCUCUUGGAGGGGGAUGAAUUGGAGCAGCGUCUGCGCGAGGAAGGAAGGCUGGAUGACUUACUAAAAGACCCGGAGCUCAUCCCGGACUGGACCACCCAGUUUUCUGCGCAGCAGAAUGCUGCUUUAUAGUAUUGCAAUUGUAUAUGACCUGAAGGGAGCAUUGAUGGUGAAAAGUUGCUGCCAGGAAAGUAGAUUGUAAAAGCGCUCGAGUUGCC